Eimeria mitis is the source of this 2487-nucleotide messenger RNA. RefSeq lists its product as uncharacterized. The record is from RefSeq and is a predicted model, not a curated record. Gene Ontology annotation, cellular component: nucleus. The transcript has a single exon. Bases 1 to 2487 code for a protein of 828 amino acids. Gene Ontology annotation, molecular function: protein binding. Lineage: Eukaryota; Apicomplexa; Conoidasida; Eucoccidiorida; Eimeriidae.
AUGACUGAUUGGCCGUUAUCUUCGGAGGGGCAUUCCACUCGCCGCCGUGCGGUGGAUUUAGAGGUCUGGAAGCUGCGUCCCAAUGCUGAACUUAGCACUCAGCUUAAGCUGUGGGGCAAUGCAGCUAUGGCGCGUGGCCGGCCGGCGGCUGCUGCAUCGCUGUACACAGCUGGAACACUGCUGCUUCCAAGCAGCAACAACGCCAACACCCCAAGCAGCAACAGUCUGUUUGCGGUGCUGUCCGCAAAUGCAAGCCUUGCGCUGCUACGGCUUAAACGGGUCAGACGAGCCCUACGAACUGCGACGGAGGCCGUUGCGGCAGACCCAAUGUACCGCAAGGCAUGGCACCGUCGUGCUGCAGCUUUGGUUCACUUGCGAGAAGGAGUAGAGCGCUAUUUCGUACCUCUCGGCAGCAACAGCAGCGACAGAAGCAGUAGCAGCGGAAGCAAAACUAGUCACAAUACGAAUUACUGCACUGCAGCAGCGCGUGCUUGUUUGCAGCAGAUCGAUAGAGAUAUCGCUGAGGCGCAGAUGAUGUCCCAGGGGCAGGCGAACGCUUCUGAAGCAGCUACUGCAGCUCGUCGCAUGAUUGUUGGUUGUUGCGGUUGUGGCUGCAGUGCAGCUCCCCGCCCUUCGCCCGAGGGCAGUGACCCUUUGUCUCAUUCUCCAAACAUUUGGCUUAGGAGAGACGUAAGCGCACAACUGGGCACGAAAGGUUGGAGUUUGGUGACAGCUAACGAUGCGCCUUCUCGACUUGAAAAUGAUCCCUGCUUGGUCUUGGAAGAAGAAGCGCUUGCAGUGUACGUACACCCAGACCUCUGUACAGCUGUUCCGAAGAUCCCCUUCUUGCUUCCCUCACACUACAAGUUUGCCACUGCACAAAGCCCAGCACAAAGCGCAGAGGGCAUGAAGCUCCAUGCAGAUGCUAUUGUCCGCGAUGCGUGGGAGCAGCGCGUCGAGGAGGGUGCCGCGGGCAAGAAAGAGAGUGAAGAAAGAGAAGGGACCUGCCUUGAACUCAAGGACGAGACAGAGGGGAUCUGCGCAGGCUGCGCGACGGUACCGGCUCGUGAGCAGGGAGCUGCAAGUGAAUGCCACCUGCAGGAGUUCGACACCUGGAACAGUGCAUUGAGCCAUUUCCUAUAUCCAACCCUUCCCGUGGUGCCCUGUGGCUCCUGCACGGCUGCUCUGUUUUGCUGCCACGGGUGCAGAGCGGCUUCCUCUCACAAGCGUAGUUGCCGCUUGCAGCAACAGCAACAGGUCCAGCAGCAAGAGGUCAGUGGGAUGGAAGUCUGUGGAGGACGCAGUGACAAUUUAAGAGGAACGGGGGGAACUGCAGCAGCAAGUGUGGCAGAUGCGCUAUUGCAACCUUUAGCACUGGCGCUGCCAGAUUCUCAUCGUUGCAUUGCGCGCCAGCUAUUGGCUUCCCUGUUGCCACCAACAGCGGCCUCAAAUGAACUAACAGAGGAAAGUGGCUCGACGGCAUUUGCCAAAACCCCAGUUCAGACUGCAGUAGAGUUGAGUAAUGCCCCCAAUUCCGCAGGACUAAGUAUGAUCGGAGAGCCACCAUGGCGCCAAUUAGUCGUGAGGGCUUCAUCUGUUGUCGUGGACAGCACUAGGGUGGCGGACUGGCUGCUGAAUGCUGCCUGGCUGGCUGGCGAAGCCGCAACAUCUGGCCGAGGUCUGCUUUGCGGCGCCCGUUGUCUCAUCUGUAGACCUGCCGGAAGGGAAGAAGCUUCACCUUCGGAUUCAGCAUUCGCUGCUGCAGCAAGUGCAGCAAAAGGUUCCACACGGCAUUUAGAUGAGACAGAUGCAAGGCACCUUUGCGGUUGCUGCUGCGCGUGCUGCCGGCUUUGGUGCCCGAAGUGCUCUGUUCGUUCGUUAGCCAUGCAAGACAGUGGCGGUUUGUCGCGUCGUGGUGUACCCUUUCCUAGGUGCCUCUUCUCGGCGGCGCUCCACGCCUAUGGUGUAGCUUGCUGCAAUAGCUUCACAAUUCGUGUUCUUUGUGAUCCUGAAGAGGAGGCAAUCAAAGCUGGCACUGCUGUGUUCCUCGUGGCCUCUCUGCUUAACCAUUCAUGUGCCCCUAAUGCUAUAACGGCAUUUGGCGAGCCUAGAAUCCAGUUGCAGCACCAGCAACAGCGACACCCGAAGCAGCUGUGCCAACAUAAGCGCGAGGGAGAUGCUGAUUCUACUGCGGCGCAAUAUGCUAAUUUAAUUCCAAGCCCUCGUGGUGUUGGGCGGGGGGCGCUCCUACAGGUCCGGCUAUGUGCCCCACAUAAUCGGGGAGGCAGUGACCGCCUACAAGAGCUUUGCAUUUCUUACGGUCCGGUUGUAGGGCUGCCGAAGAGCUCCUGGGGCUUCCGUCAAGACUGGCUGCUCAAGCAUGCUGGAUUUUUUUGUCGCUGCGAAGUAGGUGUGCACUUCCUGCCCUCCGACCCUGUGUCCCCGUGCUCAUUUCUGCAGCAGCGAGGGUCGAAACGCGCUUUCUAG